Caenorhabditis briggsae is the source of this 1266-nucleotide messenger RNA. The record is from RefSeq and is a predicted model, not a curated record. The transcript has 6 exons. Lineage: Eukaryota; Metazoa; Nematoda; Chromadorea; Rhabditida; Rhabditidae. Bases 1 to 1266 code for a protein of 421 amino acids.
AUGGGUACCUCCAAGUGCACAUCAAUAAUCCCUGUCUAUUUUUGGCCUGGAGAGCGUAUGGAUUUACCAUGCAGAAUGUGUCAAAUGUCGUAUUUAACCAAUGGUCGAAUGAAACGAUGGGGAUAUUCUGAGCAUAUUGAUGAGUUUCUUCUGAAUCCAACCCAAUUCGUUCGCAUUCGAGAGUUGUGGCAAGAUGUUGAAAAUACAAAGUCAUUUAAUGAUAACAAGGAAGAUCCCAUGGAUCCAGAUGACGUCAUUUGGUAUCCACACAAGUUUAUCUCGAAGAAAUAUGUCUCUGAAUUUCGCACGGAAAAUUAUGAGAAAGAAAGAUACGAAGUUCGACAUAAAGAGCAUCCAAGGUUUUGGCAGGAUGAUGGAAAAUUGACAAUAUUUGGAGCAGAUGUUCGUUCUCAAGGUGUAUACUUCUGUUAUGAUGAAUCUUCUAAAAAGGAGACUAUCAUAUUUUAUGUUCUUAUGACAAUGUUACCACCAGUAAGAUUCACAACAGAAUAUCCACUAGAUUACACUGACCAUUGUGGCCAAAAGAAAGGAAAAGACUCCAAACUGAUUUUUCCAUCUCACAACUGGAAGUUUCAUUUUCUUCCAAUGGGUGAUUUCAAUCCAGCACCGACGUGUCAAUUGGAUGAGACAGACUUGGAAACCUGUAAAAACAAUUAUCCAUAUCUGGACAAUACGAAAUGGCCUAAAAACUUUGGAGACGACUGUUCGGUGGAUAGAUGCAGAGCACGUCUAUUUUCUCCUGAUAACAAUAUCGACCUAUUCAUCGAGUUAAGAUGGGAUUCAUGGACUUCAUGUCAGGGAGAUCAACCGACGAAAAGAAGAGAAGGACAUUGUUAUUUGGUUCGGGAAGAAGGUUCCAUCAAUAUUGAAACGAUGAAGUCAGAACAUAAAAAGUUGUACUCUUGGAUCAAGAAUCUGGAAACUGUAUUCGAUCGAAAACCUUUUGAUGAAAGUGGAAUACGGUUGCACAGCUCUCUGCUUACUUCUGCCAUAUUCAAUAAGCCAAAGUUGACAGGAUGUUACAACAAGAAGGAUGAAGAGGAAAAGUUGUACGAGUUGUAUGAUCAAGUUUGGAGGAAAGUUUUUCUUCCAACACUCGGUGUCCCGGAAGACGGAGUUGUGGUGCAAUUGGGCAAUCCAUUCGAAGCAUGCCUUCGCUACACUAGACUGGCUACAGAGCCUGAUGAUGACCCGAAAAGUGAACAUUUGGUCGGCACUUAUUCAACUCAAGUUGAUUAUUGUUAA